Rhagoletis pomonella (apple maggot) is the source of this 968-nucleotide messenger RNA. RefSeq lists its product as uncharacterized. The transcript has 3 exons. The record is from RefSeq and is a predicted model, not a curated record. Bases 1 to 753 code for a protein of 250 amino acids. NCBI's taxonomy places the organism in Eukaryota, Metazoa, Arthropoda, Insecta, Diptera, Tephritidae.
AUGAGUAUUUUUGCUUUAAUAGUUAUCAUAUUUCUAUAUGCAUUUAUUGUGUUGCCAAUUUUUUGCUUUUGUACACGAAUCGAAAGUAAAACUUUGGCGAGAUUGUGUCCGCAGGGAUAUCGAAAUUGCCAUCGACAUUGUCAACGGACAGUACGGCAGCAUACGUGGCGUAAUUACAAUGGUCUGGACCACCGUUUCGACGAUAUGAAAAUUACUUCAACUUAUUCUCAUUUUCCUCUCUCUCCACAUCUAUCUAUUCCAGAUCGCCAAGGAAACAUAUUCACAAUUGCCAAUGAGGCGCCUAACAACACAUUGCCACAUCGAUGCAGUGACUUUUUCUAUGUCGACCCGGCCGCUGAAGAUGCUGCACGCAUUCGAGCACAACUUGAGAAGGAUGAAAAGGAUUUGCCCACCUAUGAGCAAGUAAUGGCAAUGAGCGUAGCCCAAACGGCGGCUGGAACUCUAGAGCCAUAUACCGCAUCGAACACCUCUAUUGCAACCACCGAUACGACGGUACCGCCUUAUUCGGAGAUCGAUCGAAGUGUGAUACAUCCAGCAGCAACUGCAAAUGUCACUUCUUCCGCUAUUCCUCUUCAAACGCUGAAUGUUGGUGGUACAGUGGGGGGGCCAAUAGGAAAUACGCAAGCGGCAACUGGAGCGGCAUCUACAUCGCGUGCUGCCGCCGCAGCUGCUACAAGUACACCGAUAACAGUGGUGACUAUUGCCAAUUCAGUGUCAAAUACGAGCGUGUAGUAUAUUUAGUAUGCGCCCGUUGUCUUCCUGCUCCUGUGUGUGAUGUCCGACGAACGCGUUAAGUAUGUUGUGAUGUAUAAAUAACGCUAAUGCUAGGACUCAAAACGUUUCCCUAUAAAUAGUUGCCUUCCCCAACUUUUCUGGAUUAAAACCUGUAAAACUGUCAAAAGGCAAAAGAAGCCAGAGAACCGAGUACGGGAACGCUUUUUGGCAAA